AAGUGUAUCAUAUCUCUUACUUCUAAAGUCUAUUCAAGUUUUCACAUUUCUCUCAAAGUCUCAAAACUUGGUAUACCAAAAAAAACAAAAACACAAAAUAUCUUCGUGUAUUCAUUCUUUUCUCCAUCAGUAUUAUUAUGAAUGCCAUGAAAAGAAGUAGAGAAGCGGAUUUGCAAGUGGAAGCAGAAGCCAUGGCUAACUGCGCCUUAAUGCUAUUGUCUCGUUUAAACAACAACAACAACACCACGACUUCAAUAGAUCGAGAUUAUCACAAUGGUUUCGAAUGCAAGACUUGCAAUAAACGCUUUCCAUCUUUCCAAGCUCUUGGGGGCCACCGUGCAAGUCAUAAACGGCCAAGAUUACUUACUGGCGCCGGAGAUUUUCUUGUGCAAUCCAAAAAGAAUAAAAUGCAUGAAUGUUCUAUCUGUGGUAUGGAGUUCUCUUUGGGUCAAGCCUUAGGUGGACAUAUGAGGCGUCAUCGUGAUGAAAUUAAUAAAACGUCCACGGCAGCCGGAAAGACAAUUGUUUCGGUCGUCGAAAAGAAGAUAAUACCGGUGUUGAAGAAGUCAAAUAGCAGCAAGAGAGUUUUCUGUGGCUUGGACUUGAACUUAACCCCUGAUGUAGAUGUUGAUUUGAAGCUAUGGCCGACGGCACCCGUUUCAUCUCCAAUUUUGCGAUGUUUUUUUUAAGUCCCCUCCAUUGUUGUUCUAGUACGUAGGAUUAGGAGAAGCUAAGAUGUAGUUGAUUUUUUAAUUCUUUUCGAGUUGUAUAUUUCCUUCAUUCCAUUAAUUGAUUCUUUCACAUAA
This is a messenger RNA of Nicotiana tabacum (common tobacco), 806 nucleotides long. Its product is annotated as zinc finger protein ZAT12. The record is from RefSeq and is a predicted model, not a curated record. NCBI's taxonomy places the organism in Eukaryota, Viridiplantae, Streptophyta, Magnoliopsida, Solanales, Solanaceae.